Neurospora crassa OR74A is the source of this 695-nucleotide messenger RNA. RefSeq lists its product as hypothetical. The record is from RefSeq and is a predicted model, not a curated record. The coding region runs from base 182 to 658 and encodes 158 amino acids. Gene Ontology annotation, biological process: cellular response to amino acid stimulus; positive regulation of TOR signaling; regulation of receptor recycling. NCBI's taxonomy places the organism in Eukaryota, Fungi, Ascomycota, Sordariomycetes, Sordariales, Sordariaceae. The transcript is spliced from 3 exons. Gene Ontology annotation, cellular component: late endosome membrane; membrane raft; Ragulator complex.
GCGACGGUCUUUUCUCCCAACUUUACUUCGACGACGUCUGGCUUCAAGACGAGACUUUUUCUUGUCGCUUCGCGCGAAUUCCAAUUGACAAACGUCAUCCGACGACUUGAUACCGACCGACCGACCGACCACCAUCCGACUGGCGACACGGCACAUAAAGAAGGGAGGACAAGAUAACAAGAUGGGCAACUUUUGCUCAACCUGCUUCGGCGGUAGGAGGAGCGAUGACUACGAUGAGGAGGACGAGGCCCAGCAUCUCUUCGACGAGAACAACAUGCACUACGGGAGCUUUGAUCAGCAACACAUGAUGAACCAGGAAGAUCCCCAAGAGACAGAAAGGGAAAUUGCGGCUCUGCAGGGCGUGGUGGAACGCACAUCAAAUAACAUGGUCGACAUCUAUGAUAUGGUCCCGCAUGAUAAACCCAUGCAGGACGCUCCUGCUCCCUACGGCUUUGCCAACCAGCGCUACAAUGCCCUGCUUUCCAAGCUCUCAACCCACGAUGACAUGGCCGCCGUUGCACGGGUUGACUGGGGCACCCCUGAGGACGACAGCAUGGAGAUGCUGCGCAAAGCUUCCUUGCCAACCAUCCCCAUCAAGGCUGAAGGAGGCGAGGCCCUCGUCGGUAACUUUACCGAUGCCGCUGCCGCCAUGCGCUGAAACCAUACCACGACACCAAAACCAUGACUUGCUGUCU